AUGAGCCUCGAAAUGCCCGUUAUCUCGCUGACCGGACGUGGAAUCGAAAAGAGUUUAAAUAUAAUCAAGUCCAAUAUACAUUUCAAUCCCGUUAUUCCGUUUACGGUAAUCCAAGAAAUCGAUUUCACGAUUGAAAAUACGUGCCAUUAUCCCGUGGAGUUCUUUUGGCAUCAUUUGGACGAAAAUUUUCAGUUGGAGGAAGACAUAAAGAAAACUCUGUUGCAAUACUACAACAUGAAGGAAAUACUGUUGCCUCUGAAGAAGCUUGGCGAGCCGAUGAUACCAUGGCAAUUGAUAAAAUUUUACAAAGAGAUAUUGAACGAAAUGGCCCAGUCGUUAAUUACGGACAAGAUGGACGAAGAGGAUCGAUUUGGCGAGGAAUUUUUCACCUUCGAGAGCGUCGAGAAGGACACGAUGAAGAAGAGCGAAAAGAAAGGGUACAAGUUAUCAAGGAAGAGAAAGAAACGGAGAGGAAUGAAUCAGUACGGGAAGAAAACGAGUAUUCGUGGAUCUAGUCGUCGUCGAAAGAAGAAUGAGAUUGCCAGCGAUUUGUCCACCACGGAUUCGGAGAGGAGGAACUGCCCUACCUUUUCAAUUUUUGAUGAAACGAUGCUGAACGAUGUUCCCCUACCCACCACAGAUCCCGAGGAAAUUCAACGUCUUCUCUUCUGUUACAUCGACAAUCUCCAUAAGAAUCCAGAUUUACGGUUGAAAAUGAAAGAUCCGGUGAAGGAACUUUUCGAGAGCGUGGAGAAAAAAUCGGAAAUCGAUAUUUCAGAUUUGGAAAAGAGAUUUCCCGAGAAGAAAGUCUGCAUCAUUUUCCAUGGAGCACCUUUUACGGAGUAUCAAGAGACUGCGUGCAGAAGCGCCAAAGUCUUGGGAAUUCCUGUUCUCGGUAUCGAUAAAGCGAUCACCGAGAUAAUUGCGUUCAACAAGAGCACGUGCGCGAUUCAGCUUCGACAGAUGAUCGACGACGUCUAUCAAAAAUACAUCGAGGCUUUUGAGAAAUCGAAGCAAUAUUUGGAGCAGGAAAGCACCGACAUCGAAUCGGAGUCGAGCAAAAAGGCGUCGACCAGAGAAACUUCGAGUAGAAAAAAGAAUUCUCGGAAAGAGAAAUCGUCGAAAAGUUCGUCGAAAAGGAACACGUCGCCGUUAUCUACCAAGAACGAAGUGUCGAUGUUGCAAGAGGCGAUCAUUCGGCUUCCCCCGGAUCCCGAUCCCAUCACGGAAUUUUCUAAAAUUCCGCCCACCGAGAGAUUGGAGUUGCUCGACCCUUUGACGAGAUACGAGUACAAGAUUCAAAGUGUUUUAUUGCUCGAGAAAAUACUCGAUCUUCGUGAAUCGCCCAAACUGAAAGGGAAGAGUCCGAGGAAAAAGGAGGAAACCGUUUCUUUCUCGUUCCGUGACAUUGAUCCCGAAUUAAUAAUCGAAGUUCUUCAACAAAGAUUGUCUUCGGAGGAUUUCAAGCGAGGUUUCGUCGUGCAAAGUUUGAAGAGCAAUUUCUUCCAAAAUAACGUGUUUGAGGCUUUGCUCGCUGUGUUACGGAUCGUCGGUUACAUCGAAUACUUCCUAUUCGUCACGUUUCUUAACUCGAUGAAUUGCUACGAGAACAAAGUCGAGCAACGCACGAAAGAAAUCGGUAUCAGUUCAUUCUUACUCGACGAUCGAACGUUUGUUGUAAUUUCACCUUCUUUCCAGAGAAGGAAAAGCCCGAUCCGAAGCAAAGGAUACGGGAAAUCGACGAGAUGUCGGCAUCCGAAUACGAUCAACUUUCCAACGAGGAUAAGAAGAUGGAAAGAAGAAACCAUAAUUUUGCCCGAAGUUAAAGAAAUCAUGAUGGCUAUGGAUAAAUAUUAUUCCGAACUUUCGUUGAUUGAAAAUGUCCUUCAUAAUUGGGACCCUAUAAAAAAGACGAUAGUUGUUAUAUUUUUACCCAUAUCUUAA
This is a messenger RNA of Apis laboriosa (Himalayan honeybee), 1944 nucleotides long. Its product is annotated as hydrocephalus-inducing protein-like. The coding region runs from base 1 to 1944 and encodes 647 amino acids. The record is from RefSeq and is a predicted model, not a curated record. Lineage: Eukaryota; Metazoa; Arthropoda; Insecta; Hymenoptera; Apidae. Gene Ontology annotation, biological process: cilium movement; axonemal central apparatus assembly. Gene Ontology annotation, cellular component: axoneme. The transcript has 7 exons.